Messenger RNA from Lachancea lanzarotensis, 1329 nucleotides. RefSeq names its product LALA0S02e01442g1_1 (gene MOT3). The transcript has a single exon. Gene Ontology annotation, biological process: regulation of gene expression. Gene Ontology annotation, cellular component: nucleus. Bases 1 to 1329 code for a protein of 442 amino acids. The record is from RefSeq and is a predicted model, not a curated record. Lineage: Eukaryota; Fungi; Ascomycota; Saccharomycetes; Saccharomycetales; Saccharomycetaceae.
AUGAGCAAUGCCGAUGGGUUUCCAAUCCAGCCACCCAGACGCCCUGCCCCAGCGCUGCCGCCGCAUCCGAUGGAACCUAGUGGCGGCGAUGACACUGGUCACAGCCCCUACCUUGUUCAACGAUACGAAACGCUCGACACUCACCAUCCGGGUUAUUAUCCCCAGUUUCCCAACCCAAAGGCCUGGGCCCCCGCUGACACUACUGCGCUAGCUUCACCGCAAUUCAUGCGUCAUAAUCAGCAAAUCCAGCACACCCAGCACAGACCCUCGUUGUCACAGCAACUGCCGCCAAACCUUCCGCACCACCCGUAUAUAGCGAGGCGUCCUGCCCAUGCGGACACACGGGUCUUAGACGGGACUACUGGCAGCAGCGAUAGUGGUAGUAGUGGUAACACUAAUCCUUACAUCAACCACGGCAGCACCAAUCACGAUAGCAUCGAAGGCAUCAGAUACACUAGCCAGAUAGGGCUCACAAUGGCCGUUCCGGGCCUAGCACCACCGAGUUGGCCACCAUCGCAACUGGUGUAUCCACCAUCGGCCAAUGAACCUCUAGGAUGGCCCUCAGAACCCGCACCGGUUGCAUACGGCCUGGAUCCUGGCCACGCACCGGCCACCGGGAGACAAUACAUGGUGGCCCAGCCGAUCCCACCGGUUACACCGACACUGACGGCUAAUGCGACAGUCCCCAAGCAGCAUGCGUGGCCCGCUUUUGGAAGCAACAGCAUCGUUCCUGGAUCCCAGAUCCCGCAACGCAAUUUCCAGCAUGCCCAUUUGCUACCUUCCCUACAACACCAGCAGCAACCACACCCAUUCCCAGCAUUGGCACAAACGCAUCACUUCCAAGGUUGGAAUAACGGCGGCGACGACGGCGGCGACGCCGCCUCCGCCGUCCAAAACGAUACCCACGACAUAGCUUGGAAUCUUAACGAGGACCCUGCAACGACAGAAUUUCGUUGUCAUCUAUGCUCGAAAUCAUUUCGACGUCGCUCGUGGCUCAAAAGACAUCUUUUGUCGCACUCGGAUUUCAAGCCGCACAGUUGUCCGUGGUGUCAGAGUCGUCACAAACGACGCGAUAAUCUAUUUCAGCAUAUGAAGACCAAGCAUCCGCGUGAAGUACUCCAGGAACUAUACGAAACCAACAGCUGUGUCGAUAUGCCAGAUAUCGAGCAGCUUAUGCCAGCAGAAUCUUCUGGGGAUGACGCCUUGAGUGGCCCCGGGCCCAACAUCCGCAAUCUGGUCGAACAAGGCCACGUCCGUAAAGAUCGGGUAAAAACCGUUCUCAACGAACUAGCGAUGAGACGCAACGGAGAGGACGCCAGCGAGUUGUGA